GAUGAGCCCUGUAUAAUUAUAUGAAACUCGAAAACAAAGCAAACCCUAGUGGCAGUGACAAAGUGUGUAGUCUCUUCCGUUAGGGUUUCCAUCUCUGUGUUCCUGCGGCUGUCAUUCACUUCACAGAACAAACAACAAUGGUUGCCGCCAAGAAAACCAAGAAGACCCAUGAGAGCAUCAACAACAGGCUCGCUCUUGUCAUGAAGAGUGGCAAAUAUACACUUGGCUAUAAGACUGUUCUCAAAUCUCUUAGGAGCUCCAAAGGGAAACUCAUUAUCAUUGCUAACAACUGUCCCCCUUUGAGGAAGUCAGAAAUAGAAUAUUAUGCUAUGUUGGCUAAGGUUGGAGUUCAUCAUUAUAAUGGGAACAAUGUGGAUUUGGGCACUGCAUGCGGUAAAUAUUACAGAGUAUGCUGCCUCAGCAUUAUCGAUCCUGGUGAUUCAGAUAUCAUAAAGACACUGCCUGGGGAACAGUAAAAUGGUGUUUGAAGUUCCUUGCUUGAUAUUUUCUGUUUGUAGUUGAUUCAGACCGUGGAGAGAAAAAUUGAUUCAAUUGUAAACUUGGUGUAAGGUGCAUGAUUUUUGGGUAUUCUAGUUGAGCAUCAAGUAAUUUUGACUUUGCAAAUUUUUCAUUGUUCCAAUUUCUACAGAUAUAAUAUAUAAUUAUCUCCCUUGCUGUUAAUGCCCA
This is a messenger RNA of Cajanus cajan (pigeon pea), 687 nucleotides long. RefSeq names its product large ribosomal subunit protein eL30. The record is from RefSeq and is a predicted model, not a curated record. Lineage: Eukaryota; Viridiplantae; Streptophyta; Magnoliopsida; Fabales; Fabaceae. Gene Ontology annotation, cellular component: cytosolic large ribosomal subunit. Gene Ontology annotation, molecular function: structural constituent of ribosome; RNA binding.